This is a messenger RNA of Nerophis lumbriciformis (worm pipefish), 2412 nucleotides long. RefSeq names its product sarcoglycan, delta (dystrophin-associated glycoprotein) (gene sgcd). The record is from RefSeq and is a predicted model, not a curated record. Gene Ontology annotation, cellular component: sarcoglycan complex; sarcolemma. Gene Ontology annotation, biological process: cardiac muscle tissue development; heart contraction. NCBI's taxonomy places the organism in Eukaryota, Metazoa, Chordata, Actinopteri, Syngnathiformes, Syngnathidae.
CUCCACCUCUAUUCCUCUGCUGCACACACACUUCCACACUCACACACAUACACACACACACACACACGCACACACACAUGCACGCACACUAUCACCCCUCUUUCUCCCAGGGCGGACUUAUGGAGCCUCGAAGAUGAAGAGAUAAUGCUGGAGGAGCCUCAGUGGCAAUUUUCUCCCCUGACAUAAACACCCCCCCCAAAAAAAAAAACUCGAGCAAUGUUGAUGCAACAGCACGCUUUUUGUCCGCGCGGUCCAGAAUCGGAGCGUUUCGGCAGGAUUUGAGUUCCGGCGCUCUCCUGGAGCUUCUAGGCACUGAAGGAUGCUCGCUUCUGAAGGCGAUCAGGAAUAUUCCAACUAUUGCUCUUUUCGGACUGAUCACACUUUGAGGGAUGUCGGGGCGAUGAGUCGUCGUCUCCUGCUGGACUUCUUGAACUAGACUUCAGGUUACCUUAGAAGCCGACUGGGGAGUUCCCAUGUUUUAUUUUGGAGCCGGCGAGGAGAUUCUACUCAUGCUUUUCUGACUUGCCCGAGCCAAAAAAUUGUUGGCGUCUGACUAAGAGAUGACCCAGGAACAGUGCAGUCAUAGGAACAAUGUCCAGACUUCAGACAAACCACAAGUGUACAAAGUGGGAAUCUACGGCUGGAGGAAACGCUGCCUUUACUUCUUCGUGCUGCUGCUGAUGAUCCUCAUCCUCAUCAACCUGGCACUCACCAUCUGGAUCCUUAAGGUCAUGAACUUCACCAUCGACGGCAUGGGCAGCCUCAGAAUAACAGAGAAGGGCGUCAAACUGGAGGGGGACUCGGAGUUCUUACAACCGCUCUAUGCCAAAGAAAUCAGGUCUAAGCCGGGUCGCCCCCUGUUCCUGCAGUCGUCCAGAAACGUGUCGGUCAACGUCGUCAACAGCAACAACCAGCUGCUAACGCAACUCGUCACAGGAUCCAGCGGGUUUAAGGCGCGAGGCAAGAUGUUCGAGGUCAAAUCCACGUCCGGGAAGCUCCUUUUCUCGGCCGACGAGCAGGAGGUGGUGGUGGGCACCGAGAGGCUCCGAGUGAUGGGGGCGGAAGGAGCCGUGUUCAGCAAGUCCGUGGAGACGCCGCACGUCAGAGCCGAGCCGUUCAAAGAGCUGCGGCUGGAGUCGCCCACUCGCUCCCUGCUAAUGGAGGCCCCCAAAGGCAUCCAGAUCCUGGCCGAAGCCGGAGACAUCCAAGCCAUCUGCAGGAACGAGCUGCGACUGGAGUCCAAAGACGGAGAGAUCUCUCUGGACGCUCGCAGGAUUCGCCUGAUGCGCCUGCCUGAGGGCAAGGCCUCGUCUGGCAGCUCCUCGUCCUCCGGCACCAGGCAGAUGGUCUACGAGGUCUGCGUUUGCCCCAACGGGAGACUUUACCUCUCGCAGGCCGGGACGGGCUCCACCUGCCACAUCAGCGACAGCGUCUGCCUCUAGGACUGAGCCCUCAGCCAAUCAGGAACACUCGCAGGUAUCCCCGAAUCCAGACUGCUUCACUGCAAACACGGAAGCAUGAGCUGUCACUCGGACUCGUAUUUUUGUAAAAAAAAAAAAAAAAAAAAAGAUACCCGAGUGGGAAAAACUCUGGACAGUGUAUUUAUUACGUCGUAUUACGUCGCUUUCUGCGUGAAGAACAGUCGUUUUAACUUACACGAGAUUACCUGAGACUUUUUUCUUUUCUUUUUUUUUUUAAAUGAUCGGAAAGGAGCCUCUUGUCUCCGCACGCAUCGGGAAAUAUCACCGAGGCUGCUUUGUGUUGAUCCAAACUGCCAUACUUCUUCAUCGUGAAUCACCACGGCAAGAAACAGUGAUCCAGUACCAGAAAACCACUAGCGUGAUCACCCGCGGCAACAAGCCACGCCCACUCCUGUCUUGACCACUCAUCCUAAGGAUUGACCACCACGCUAAAAGCUGCACACAGGAUCAAUGGUUCUCAAACUUUUUACAGCGGGGUACUUCCAAAAUAUUUGUACUUUUUUUAAACUUCCCCUUUAUAUUAUCAUAUUAUAUAUUAUUAUAUUUGCUAUUUUUAAGAACAAUUUGCAAAAAUGUGUGUCAAAAUGUACCUGGCAUUUAGAGGAUAAGCAAGGCCUUAAAAACAGCAGGGCCUUCCUGUCAUAUACAGGAUCUUUGCUGUUUUCAAGAACAAUUUGCAAAAAUGCUCGUGAAAGUGUUCCUGGCAUUUAGAGGAUCUUUGACGAGCAGUAGAUCUUUAAAAAGAGCAUGAUCUUUUACUAUGUUCCUGCAGUAGAUCCCUAAAAACGGCGGAACUUUCUUGUCAUAUAGAUAGUAUUUGACCAGCAAUAUAUGCUUAAAACAGUAGAACACUCCUGUCUUAUAAAGGAUCUUUGACAAGCAGUCGGUCCUUAAAAAUAGCAGGGCCUUCCUGUCAUAUACAGUAUCGUUG